UAGUGUCAUUAUUCCUUGCCUUGGCAGGCAGUCGGAUUGUGAAGCAAAUGACGAUAAAUUGCUAAUUUCUCUUUUAGUUUUAACUCAAAUAUGCCUUAUUGGUACUACGAUAAAAAAGAUUUACAAAACACACCAUCAUUUCGUGAUGGCAUCAGUAACGAAACAGAAAAUCGGUAUCGAAAAGAGGGUGCGAGGUUUAUCAUUGAUACAGGUUCCAAAAUGGACUUAGGUUAUAAUACAGUGGCGACUGGUGUUGUUUAUUUUCAUCGUUUUUACAUGUUCCAUUCGUUCAGAACUUUUCCUAGAUACAUAACUGCGUGUUGUUGUCUGUUCCUGGCGGGUAAAGUGGAAGAGACCCCGAAGAAGUGUAAAGAUAUAAUAAAAGUGGCGAGGUCCUUGCUCACUGACCAAAAGUUUGGUACGUUUGGUGAGGAUCCCAAAGAAGAAGUGAUGACCCUUGAAAGGAUACUGCUGCAGACGAUCAAGUUUGACUUGCAAGUCGAACACCCCUACGGAUACCUGCUCAAGUAUGCAAAGUGUCUCAAAGGAGAUAAGACAAAGCUACAAAAGAUGGUUCAGAUGGCCUGGACUUUUGUGAAUGACAGUUUAUGUACAACAUUAUGUCUCCAAUGGGAACCCGAAGUGAUAGCCGUAGCGCUCAUGUUCCUUGCUGGCAAACUCAGCAAGUUUGAGGUGGUCGACUGGAACGGGCGAAUCCCCAAGCACAAUGCCUGGUGGGACAUGUUUGUUGAAGACAUAACAAUGGAGUUAUUAGAGGAUAUUUGUCAUCAGGUAUUAGACCUGUAUUCGAUGCAAGCGCAGGCAUCAGGCGGUGAUUCCCCGCCGCUGCCCUCCACCACGAAGCUGCCAAAAAACGAGAUGAAACCGCCCUCCGGUACACCGCCCACUUCCGUGUCACCUGUCGCCCCUGUCGUGAUUAAGUCGGCGACUCCGAUCAAGAACGGGUCGGACACGAAGCCGGAGGGCGCCGGGCUAGCGGCCCCCAUACCCGUGACCGUGGAGCGCCCGCCGGGCCCCGCGCCCGACCUCAGGUUCCCGCUAUACGUGCCGCCGCCCUCCUACCCGGCGCCGCCGCCCCGCCUGCCGCCGCCGCCCCGCCUGCCGCCCGGCCUGGUGUACGGGGGCGUGCUGGUGCCGCCUCCCCCCGCCCCCGCCCCCUCCCCCGCGGCAGUGCCGCCGCACCCGCCCCUCCACGCCCCGCGACCCUACUACCCCACCCGACCGCCCGCGCCGCCGCCCCGACCCUACUACCCGCCCCCGUGACCGGAGACCCCUGUGCGAGGAGAUGGUGCGGUUUUUUUACACGAAUAAAUUGACUAUAGACUGCUAUUUGUUGUGUUUUAUUUCGAACUCGAGCUGUAAAUCUAUCUUAGUCUUAGUCUUAGUAGUACGGCGGGCUGUUUCCGCAACUCGACACCUAGUGCCUAUUUUGCGUGGGGAUUGGCAUCAGUCCUGCCAUCCCAGCUCCUCCAGAAAGCUCAGCAGUCCCCGAAUGUUGCUGCAGGCCUCUACUAUUGUCUUCGGGCUUCCCAUUAGAGAAGUCCUUUGUCUUGCAACGCCCCUGCACUCCAGUAGGACAUGGGCGCUCGUCUCAUCCGCCUCCAGGCAGGCUCUGCACAGAGGGCUGUCAGAAAUACCUAUAUUACAAAGGUGUUUGUAAAAGUAGCCGUGACCCGUGAGUAUACCCACGAUUUGUUUCAGGGCUUGUCUAGGUAGUCUGAUUAACUUACGUGUUAGCUGCAGGUUUACCUU
Molecule: messenger RNA, 1773 nt
Organism: Chilo suppressalis (striped riceborer)
Lineage: Eukaryota; Metazoa; Arthropoda; Insecta; Lepidoptera; Crambidae
Source: the annotation of a GenBank genome assembly